Molecule: messenger RNA, 1615 nt
Organism: Elaeis guineensis (African oil palm)
Lineage: Eukaryota; Viridiplantae; Streptophyta; Magnoliopsida; Arecales; Arecaceae
Source: RefSeq, a predicted model, not a curated record
AUCCGACAGCACGUAGCGUGGAAGAGGCCGGUGCAAGGGGCCGAACCAUCGCGUCCUCCCAAGAAGCCUCAGGUAGCUCCACCGAGCGAGCCGACUGGGGCGGAGGCGGAGCCCGUCAUUGCACUGUCGGCACCGACGGUGCCUGUCGAAGUCCCGUCCGAGGGACCGUCGGCCGAGGGGGCAGCUUCGCCCGAGGGAUGGGCGGCCGAGGAAUCGGUCGAGGAUGUACCGGCUGCUCAGCCGGCAGAAGAGGAUCGGGAAGUGGUGCGCGAGCCUGAGCAACCCGCGUCUGCUACUGCCGCGCCUUCGGGAGAGACCCGAUCGGGCUCAAGCAUGCCAUCCUUCUCCGACAUCAGGGCCUAGAUAUCCGCUCGAGGGAAGGCCCCGAUGGCGUCCGGCGACGACAGGAGGUCGGCCGGUGGUGGGGCAUCGACUGACUCCCCACUUCUCGAAGGAGCGUCAGCCCUAGCCAACCACGACUUGGCCAGGAGACUGUGCCAGGCGCUCAUCCUCCCGGUCGACGUUGAGGCCAUGAAGAAUCAGCGUGUCUCCGACAUGUUGUCCUCGUUCUACUCGACUAUGAUUCGGGUAAGUCUUCUUUCUUUUCGUUCUCAUCAUCGUUUUUUAUAGGUUAGGUCUUCUGACGGUCGGCUUCGUUUUGUGUAGCUGAUUUAUAACAUAUCCAAACUGGAGGUCGGAUAUCGGAGAUUCGGCGAUAUGCGCGCGGCCUGGAAGGAUAAGGCCAUGGCCGAUAAGGUCAUACUGGUCGACCAGUUGCAGCAGUCGGUCGACCGGGAGGCCCGGCUUGAGGGGGAGAUCUCCCGUCUUACCGAGGAGGUCUCCCGACUCACAGGUGCCCUGGCUGCUUCGGGGACCGAGAUGCAGUCGGUUCGGGAAGACGCCAAGCGAAAAUCCCGCACCAUUCGUCGGCUGUGUCACGGGAGGGACAGCUUCGCCAAGGAGCUCAAGGCCGAAUGCGAGCAGCUCCGAGCAAGCCUCGGGAACCUCGCUAAGGCUGAAGAGAGUCUGUCCAUCGCUCAGGCCGAUGCAGACAUCGCAAGGGCGGAAGCGGAGUCGGCGAAGGAAGCCAUGGGUCGGGCUGUAGAAGACUUUCGCGACUCCGAAGAGUACCGGGAGGAACUUCUGGAGAGCGGCUUCCUCUCGUAUCGAGUGGGGUACGAGGACGCUUGGGAGGCCAUCCGGAGCUUAUAUCUGAAGCUCGACCUUGGCAGCAUCGUUCCAUCAGAGUCGAAGGCCUCAGUUGCGGAGGAGAUGGCUGACCCAUCGUCGGGAGGUUGCACCACCACAGCAGAAGCCGAAGCAGACAUGGACCAGGCCACCGAAAGUCAAGCGGCUCCGACUCCCGAAGCGGCGCCGACCCCCGAAGCCCGAGUGGAUUCGCCGACCGCCCCCAACCUUCGCCCGAUGGAGGAAGCCGAUUCUGAGGACUAGUCGGUCUUUUAUUUUUACUUUUAUUCAGCAUACUUGUAAUCAGACUUCGGCCUAAUUUUGUAAACUUAGCCCGAACUUUAAUGAAAUCUAAGUCUUUUUAACUUUGACUCUCUUCCUCUGUAUAUUUUUUUGAGAUGUGUCUUGUGUGAUUCGCCGAAGUACU